UCUGCGCCGCGUAAUAAUAAAAUAAAAUUUAUUUUUGUGUUUAGAUAGUGUUCAAUAGCAUAUAUUUGUAUUAUUUUGUUUUCGAAUAAAGUCUGUGAUCGUAUAAUGGGUAAACCAGAGUUCAAUGGAGGCCGUGGUGGCGGCGGUUUCAGAGGCGGAGGUCGCGGGGGCGGACGAGGUGGCUUUGGAGGCCGCGGUGGUAGCUUCGGUGGGGGACGCGGCGGCGGCGGCGGCGGCGGCGGCGGCUUCGGUGGGGGGCGCGGGGGCGGAGGCAAGUUUGAGAAGCGAGGUGGGGGUGGGAGAGGAUUUGGAGGAGGAGGUAGGGGCAGAGGGGCUAGAGGUGGUCGCGGUGGUGGUGGCUUCAAGGGCGGAAAGACUGUUGUCAUUGAACCACACAGACAUCCUGGAGUAUUCAUCGCUAGAGGGAAAGAAGAUGCCUUGGUGACAAAGAAUUUAGUACCUGGCUCCGAAGUUUAUGGUGAAAAGAGAAUAUCAGUUGAGAACGAAGGCGAAAAGAUAGAAUACAGAGUUUGGAAUCCGUUCAGAUCGAAAUUGGCCGCAGCCAUCAUGGGAGGCGUUGAUGCCAUACAUAUGCCGCCAGGGUCUAGAGUUUUGUAUUUAGGAGCUGCCAGUGGCACCACUGUUAGCCAUGUUUCUGAUAUUGUUGGACCGGAAGGUCUAGUAUAUGCGGUGGAGUUUUCACAUCGAUCAGGAAGAGAUUUAAUUAAUGUGGCAAAGAAGAGGACUAAUAUUAUACCUAUUAUUGAAGAUGCGAGACAUCCAUUGAAAUACAGAAUGCUGGUCGGUAUGGUUGAUACGAUAUUCGCGGACGUAGCGCAGCCCGAUCAAGCAAGAAUUGUCAGUUUGAACGCGCAACAUUUUUUGAAAAAUGGUGGACAUUUUGUAAUUUCUAUUAAGGCCUCCUGUAUAGACUCAACGGCGCAACCAGAAGCAGUAUUCGCAUCUGAAGUGAAGAAACUCCAAGCUGACAAAUUAAAACCACAAGAACAGUUAACGUUAGAACCCUACGAAAGAGACCACGCGGUUGUGGUUGGUGUUUUUAGACCUCCACCGAAAAAAGCAUAGUUGUUUAAUACUUAGAUGUAUGUAUGAGAUUUUUUAAGUAAUGUCCUUCAACGGAGUGUGAAUUAUUCUUAAAGUUAUUAAUACCAAGAUACACAUAGAAAAAAUUUCUUUGAUCCGACUGGAUUCGAACCAACCGUCUUCCAGCAAACUGUAAACAAAAAGAACUAGCGGAAUUAACGAAUUUUUCCGUGCUUCUUGCAGAUCUUUGUUUUUAGAUUUUAACUACUAUUUUUGCCGUGGCGCCAUCAGCGAGAAAUCUAUGAAAGCGUUGCUUCACUCAACCAGGUCUUUUACACCUUUUGGAAGAUGUUGGUUCGAAUCUAGCCGGAUUGAAGGAUUUUUUCUAAGCGUUCGACCUUUGUAUUAAUAAUUAUUAAGAACGAGUGGAGUAAUUUCACAAAAAUAAUUGAAUAUCGUGGUGGUCGUGAAAUUCAAUAAAACUUAAACAUUCAUAAAGUAGUCGUUGAAUUUUGUUAUAAGUUGAAAUUGAAGUUAAUGAUGACUUUGGCCAGGGAGAGCUCUGAAAUUGCGCACGUGCGUUCUGAUCGCGAUCUGAUAAGGCAAUGUGUAAGUUGUCACGAUUAACCGUAACUGCGUUUGCGUUAUUUCAGCUGCAAUUUCCCUGCUAUAUUUGUCCGUACUUUGUUUUAAAUGCAGUUUUAUUUAAAUGUGCAUAUAUACGGGUUUAGAUAGUAUUAAAUACAAUGAUUUGAAUGUUCCUUAAUAUGACAAUUGACUGAUUGAACGGGAUUCCCGAAUACCGGGAUAACCCACCGUCAUUUCACCACGUCCUCACCACAUGCAUAUCUCAUGUGGUAAGAGGGUGUGUUGACAUGAGAAUUUAAAUAUAACUCUAACCUAAACCUCUCUUCUUGGGUUUUCGCGAUUGUUACACAUAGGAAAUGAAACUAUUUUUCCGGAUUUAAAUCGCGUAGAUUUGUUUUUUCAAACAAACCUACAUUUCGGGCCCCUUCGAGGUCUCAUGAUCACGGUUGACGAGGUGGUACAAUCAUCAACCAGUUAUGUCUAAUAUUAAUACAAACGGGGUGGGGUUGCAUUAGCCAACCACCCUAUUUUUUCAUUGUGGUCAUAUUGUUAAAAUAAAAUAAUUUGUAAAACAUAAUGUAGCGUAAAUUGGA
Molecule: messenger RNA, 2225 nt
Organism: Hyposmocoma kahamanoa
Lineage: Eukaryota; Metazoa; Arthropoda; Insecta; Lepidoptera; Cosmopterigidae
Gene: Fib
Product: rRNA 2'-O-methyltransferase fibrillarin
Exons: 8
Coding region: 106-1086 (326 amino acids)
Biological process (GO): box C/D sno(s)RNA 3'-end processing; rRNA methylation
Cellular component (GO): Cajal body; box C/D methylation guide snoRNP complex; nucleolus
Molecular function (GO): rRNA methyltransferase activity; RNA binding; histone H2AQ104 methyltransferase activity
Source: RefSeq, a predicted model, not a curated record